UGGGGUUAGCGAGGUAACUUCAGGUUUAACCCUGGGUUUUCAGGACUACGACGGUGGUUCACUUCUCACCGGGGUACAUCGCCAUGGUAACUUAUGCUGAACAGCUAACCUGCUCCGGAGCAGGUUAUGUUCCAGAUACAGAUCGCCGGGUAUAAAAGCACCGCCCACUGACCAAUCAGCUCUCUUGGAAAAUGGCAUGCCCUUUCGAAGAGAAUCCAGUGGAGCUUGGUGCGCGGAUCGUGAGAGGAUCCCUCCGAAGAGAACGCGUAUUCAGGGACCACCAAAACCCCUUUGCUUUCCCUGAUGAGUACCUGUAUGAACGAUACAGAUUCUCGACGGAGAGCAUGGCAUAUUUGUGUCAGCUGCUCGACCCGUAUGUGGCCAGUGCCACACGUCGGAGUCGUGCGCUCACAGUGCCCCGAACCAUCUGCAUUGCCCUGCGGUACUUCGCCACGGGUAACUACCUGUAUGCUGUGGGUGCUGCUGAAAAUCUAAGCAAGAAUACAGUCUGCAAUGCCAUCCAUAAAGUGGCACGUGCCCUCACAGACAUGCUGGAUGGAUUUGUUGUGUUCCCUGGCCACUUGCCGACGCAGUCUGUUAAAGAGGGGUUUUAUGCCAUAGCAGGGUUCCCCAGAGUGAUCGGUGCCAUAGAUUGUACGCACAUUCCCAUCUCCGCACGUCUGGGUGAGAAUGAAGCGGACUAUGUCAACCGCAAGUCAUUCCACAGCCUCAACGUUCAGAUGACAUGUGACCAUAAUUGCAUGGUCACGAGCAUCGACGCCAAGUGGCCUGGGUCGGUCCAUGACUCCCGGAUCUUCAGGGAGUCCACACUGUGCCACAGACUGGAGCAAGGGCUGUUCAGUGGAGUGCUUGUCGGUGACAGGGGAUAUGCCUGCCAGCCCUUCUUGAUGACCCCCUAUCCUGACCCUGAUGCAGGGUCACAAACUAGAUUCAACGUGGCCCUUUCCAGAACCAGGGUCAGGAUAGAAAUGACAUUUGGCAUCCUGAAGGCCCGCUUCACCUGCCUUCGUGGGCUCAGAGUGGCCCCAGACCGAGCUAGCAGGAUUGUUGCAGCAUGUGUUGUGCUCCACAAUGUCGCCACCAUACGGAGGGAGAGGGCCCCUCCUGUCGACCAACAACCCCCUGAUGUGGUGGACCCCAUCACCCUCGACUACCCUACUGGCAGGGCUGUGAGAGAGGCCAUCACAGAACAAUUUUUUGCCUGA
Messenger RNA from Cololabis saira (Pacific saury), 1226 nucleotides. Its product is annotated as putative nuclease HARBI1. The record is from RefSeq and is a predicted model, not a curated record. The transcript has 4 exons. Bases 192 to 1226 code for a protein of 344 amino acids. NCBI's taxonomy places the organism in Eukaryota, Metazoa, Chordata, Actinopteri, Beloniformes, Belonidae.